AUUCAUUUCUUUUGUUGUGUCUAUUUCAAAGUCGACGAAAUCAUAUCGAGAAAGAGAAUUAAAGAAAAGCAAUGGGGAAAUAAAUGCACAAUAUCUUCAUAUAUUACAAAAUGAAUAGCGUAUUUGCUAACAGACAACAGGAUUAGCGGUGUCUGAAGAUAGCCUUUUUGCUUUCUUCGGGAGGCUUUCUGAGGCUAAAAGUUAAACUAUAACGUGUCUUUUGAUCACAUUUCAUCAAAACGCUCCUUGCUUUCACUCUUCCCCUUCCUAAAAACACCUGAAGCGAAAGUGAAGGCGAAUACUUCACGCCACGUCUCGACGUCUUCACUUGCGGUAGAAAAGCAGUGCUUUGGGAUUUGGCAAAAGUGGUGGGAUUUUGUAUUUCAACAUGUCUUUACAAAAAUGCAUGUCUGUGGCAGCGCUGUUUAUGAUCAGUGAAGGGUUCUUAGUGACGGGUCCUUCCGGUCCUCUGGUUGUUCCUCUGGGAUCUUCAGUGGUUCUGCCCUGUUAUGUUGACGAACCCUUACCUUUGAAAGGACUGAAGGUGAUUUGGGUUCGGACAGAUGCCAAUACUUUAGUGCACGUGUACCAAGAUUAUGAGAGCCGUCCAGAAGCCCAGUAUCAGGAUUAUCGCGAUAGAGUUUGUUUCUUCACUGAUGAAAUGGAGCGUGGGAACUACUCCGUCCAUCUGGAUCACGUGAGAGCCGAAGAUAAGGGCUUCUACAGAUGCAAGGUUUACACCGAGCAGGAAUCCGAGGAGACUCUGGUUGAAAUUAAAGCGGUUGAGCAUUUGAAGGUGUCAGGGUCUAAUCAUCCCGUGUCCGCGUCUGCGGGUGAGGACGUGACUCUGAACUGCUCUGUAGACUCUCACAUCAGGCCGGAGGAGAUCGACGAGGUUGCCUGGAGGAAAGCGGCUAAAAACGAAAUCAUCCAGGUUCUGGUUUUCGCGAAGAAUGAAAUGGUUCCUGCAGACGAGCGGUACAGAGACAGAGCUCACUUCUUCCCUGAGGAAAUCCCCAAAGGCAACUUCUCUCUCAGGCUGAAGAGCGUCAGAACUGAGGAUAAAGGGGUGUACGCGUGUCAGGUGCAUGCUGGGAACUUUUCAGCCAACGCGACUUCGGUACUGGAGCAACUGGGUUUCUCGGUUCUACACGGAGUUGUGUUGUUCCUCUGCAUCGCUGCAUCAGGAUCUGCUCUGCUCCUGCUGUAUCUAAACCGCACCGCACCAAACACAAACCUGUUUCUUCAGACGUCUGUUGGCUGUGUACCCAACCUUUUUAUGUUUUUUGCCUUUCUGUUCUGGGGUGUUAUUGAAGGCUAUCUGAGUGAGACUGUUGCCUGCUGCGCUCAUUAUUUUCUGAGGCCUCUUCUUCUGUUAUGGACGGCCCCACAUUCAGAACAUUUCCCCGGUGAUCGUGUAACAGCCAUGCACUGCAUGGUUCAUCUGCAGUAUUCCCUCUUUACCAAUGUAGUUUAUUCAGUUCUUUUCAAAUCUUUUUGGGAAAAAAGUUUGAGGUAUGAAGAAUCCGACAGAGUCAAGAUAACAGUCCUCUUUGGGAUAAUGAUUCUCAUAUGCAUCGUAUUAUUAUUAUACCUGGUCUCUGAUAUCGGUCAUGAUGUUCUGCCUCCGUUACAACUCAUCUUCCUCUUCUACGCUUUUGAAGCUGCUAGUGGAGGAGAACAGCGUGGCUAA
This is a messenger RNA of Puntigrus tetrazona (Sumatra barb), 1693 nucleotides long. RefSeq lists its product as uncharacterized. Gene Ontology annotation, cellular component: external side of plasma membrane. Lineage: Eukaryota; Metazoa; Chordata; Actinopteri; Cypriniformes; Cyprinidae. The record is from RefSeq and is a predicted model, not a curated record. Gene Ontology annotation, biological process: negative regulation of T cell proliferation; positive regulation of T cell proliferation; cell surface receptor signaling pathway. The transcript has 10 exons. The coding region runs from base 389 to 1693 and encodes 434 amino acids.